AUGGCACCUGGAACCUAUCCCAUCACUGGACUUCCUGUACCGUCUGGUCAAGAACCGCCGCAACGGCAAGAGAUCACGGCCUGGAGUAACAAGCUUGAAAACGCCAUCCAAGUGUCGCUGUUCAUACAAGCUCUGAACAUCUUUCAAUCCAUGGACCCGUCUGACAAGUUAUCCUACUACCAAGUGGCCGGCAUUCAUGGUUUACCAGCCCAGUCAUGGGAUACUGACCCAGCCCCAAACAAGAAGCAGAAGUUACCCAUCACCGGCACGCCCCAGUUCUACUGUCCACAUGGAUCUCUCAUUUUCCCUACCUGGCACCGGGCCUACCUCGCCCUAUACGAACAGCUACUCAGCGGGAUCAUGACAGACAAAAUUCUCCCAAAUAUUGCGGACAAGACCGUGCAAGACAUAUGGGCCCUCGAGAUCACGCGCUGGCGCCUGCCAUACUGGGACUGGGCCAUGCCUCAGACAUAUCUUGGAACAUGCGGGGUGCCAGAAAUUGUUUCCCUUCAGGAGAUCGAAAUUGUCUCUCCAAAUGGCAUUGCUAAGCAGAAGGUACAGAAUCCAUUGUACAUGUUUACAACCGGAGUCAUCAGCGCCCUCAAGGGAAUACCGACUGCCAUGGAUGACGAGACGGCGUUUGGCAUCUGGAGAAUUAGGGGCAAACAAUCUAAACCGUUUGAUGCUUGCUCUGGGACUAGUCGUUAUGGAAUCACCAAUAAGCACACCCCGACAACGCAAGAAGCUCUGGGCAUUGAGAACAACGCCUCAGUCGCCGAGGCUCUACAGACACCCGAUUGGAACUCUAUGGAGGAACACAAGCUCGAUCCCAACAUGACGGGCUCUCUUCAGGACCAAGUUCAUCGUCUCUUGACUGCAGGGUACUUCCCGGACUACGCCACUUUCGCUACUACAGAAUACGGCAGCCCCAAGCUCUCACCUCCGCCUGCUACUGGCUGGUUGUCUCUCGAGUUCCUUCACAAUUGCAUCCACGUCUGGACCGGCGGAGAUGACGCGAAAACAGGCAUGGGUCACAUGGCUUACCUCACGGUUGCCGCCUUCGACCCUAUCUUUUGGUUGCAUCAUUCCAACGUUGACCGACAACUGGCAAUUUUUCAGGCACUCAACCCGACCCAUUGGUUUGAUGGGGGCUCUCCAACUAAGGACGAAACGUCGACAGGUCCUCUUCACCCAUUCCAUUCUGAUACCAACGGCACCCUCAUUACCUCCGAAAACGUGAAGGCCACCACAACCUACGGCUAUACUUACGAUGAUCUCAGCGCGCCCCCUGCUACAUUGCAGAAGACCAUCAACGAGAAGUACGGCGUUCUCCGGAAGCAUCUUCACGCGAACCGAAACCUGGCAGGGAAAACAAAUGACUAUGUCAUCAAUGUCCAGUACGACAGAUUUGCCCUCAAUGGCCGAAGCUACGCAGUUCAUUUUUUCGUUAAAGGAGAUGUACCAAGCAGUCCCUCCGAGUAUCGGGCCGCUCUCAACCAUGUUGGUAGCAUUCACACUUUCUCGACGGACUACUGGACUGCCGGCAACACCAAUGGGGUGGAUUGCCAGAAUUGCCAGGGUCAGCAGGCUGAGGGGGUCGUGGCAAAGGCUCAAGUUCCCAUCACCUUGGAACUAUUGUUCCGGGCCGUGAGUGAUGGCAACGCGUGGGCGGACCUAACAUCUCUCGAGCCCGACCAUAUCGAGAAGUAUCUCGAGCAGCACCUGAAAUGGGUUGUCGUUGCUGUGCCAGGAGAAGUUAUUCAGACGGAGAACCUUCCGGGUCUCAAAGUCGUGGUUCACGCAGGACAGUCCGAACACCCGGAGGACACGACUCAACCGUCCAAGUUCCAUAGCUAUAGGCCCAUGUGGAGCGUCACGCAUGGCAAGACCGGUGGAGCUCGCCGAGAGGACAAUGUCGUGCAUGCUGAUGAGGCCCGAAACUAG
Molecule: messenger RNA, 1944 nt
Organism: Colletotrichum costaricense
Lineage: Eukaryota; Fungi; Ascomycota; Sordariomycetes; Glomerellales; Glomerellaceae
Exons: 4
Coding region: 1-1944 (647 amino acids)
Molecular function (GO): oxidoreductase activity
Source: RefSeq, a predicted model, not a curated record